AUGACACUCUACCAAGACUCUCCUCAUACCGCUAGAAAUGGGUCAUCUCCUAGACCUUCGUCUGUAUCGUUCACAGAUGAAGCGCAUCGCAGCACACACAUAUUAGACCAGCAGCCGAAUAACUUUCGGGACAAUGACUCGAUAAGUGACUAUACGGUCGUUACUGCCGAGGAGGAGUCCCGAGAUGAAGUUGACGGGCUUUCGUCAGCUAGUCCGAGGGGCACUGACAAGGAAGAUCUCAAUCAAACUGAGAAGAACAGCCUACUCUAUAAGCCUCUCGGCAGAGUUUCAACCUUGAAACAAUGGAAUCUCGAGUUUGCAGCACUUUGGACCUCUGUGAUUGCUUUCAUCGUAAUGGUUAUUCUCUUGGUCGUUAUACUACGCGCUCUGGUUGUGGUUGCCUCGUACGCCACCGGCCCCCUUUCCCAGCAAGCUGUCAAAACAUAUCCUUGUGAGGUUGCAGCUGAGGGAAUUGCUCGCAUCUCGAUAGCCGAACGGGUUAUGCUCCACGACUCCAUUAGAGGUAGUGCGACUGUCAAUGCAAAGAUGAGCACCACCGCUAUCAACGGGCUACUUGCUAUACCGUUUGACAGUUCACAAUUAUUCCAAUGCGAGUCGGGCAACUGUGUUUUCCAGAACGUUUCUGGAGUCACGCACUCGUCUGUGGGACUUUGCAGCAAAUGCAGCGACGUGAAAUCCGAGUUGCAAGAGUUUCCAGACUCGAAAACCAAAAUGAUGGGCAGGUUUCGCAACAACUACCGCUUCCACAACGACUCCGAGUUUACCAUUAGCACUGGCGUUGAACCAGAGCUGUUCAACAUGACAACGAAAGCGACGAAUGACGAAUCCGCGGUUAGAACGUCUUUUCUGACGCUCUCUGUGGCAGGUUGCAUUGCCCAGCCCAACCCAGAUGCCCCGGCAGAUCGGAAUUGCCAGCACGAUUAUAAAGACAUGCCGAGACUCAGCUCUGACCUCGACAUUGUGGCUGUCAACUGCAGUCUGUAUCCUUGUCUUCGUCAUUAUAGCGGAAGCGUCACGAAUGGUACUCUUCAUGAAGAUUUACUGUCGACUGAGCCAAUGUCUCGCACCCACGGAGGGCCUAAGGCGGAUUACGUCUCGAUAAUUCAGCCGUGUCUUCUCAAUGACAAUUGGUAUGAUUUGUCCAAUAUCACCGACGCCAAUCGAAAUGGCGUAGCCUGGACAUAUUGGACUUCAGAUGGAGCGACAAAGGGAGCCCCGGCUCAUUGCGUCAGGUUCAUGGACUAUGAAGAAUUUUAUGGCAUCAGAUACUUCCUCGAGGACAACCUCAAAGGGUAUUGCAAGCUCUUUGAUGCCACCGAAAAUGGACCAACAUCUCCCGAUGCCAUGAAUGGGAUAGGGAACUCCAGCCGGCUGCAGUGCGAAACAGCGGUCACGAAUCGGUUGCGUGUAAACGGAAGGACUUGGUCAGACACGGACAAAUCAAACAGUUAUCAGGACGGAACUUGCAGCCACACAUCGAUUUGCCCUCAGGGCCAUGUGCCGUCUGGCAUUCACCACUGUGCCUUCCUGCAUCCAGAUGCUUCCUCCAUUAUGGCUUCCAGAGAUAGAUCAGCUGCAUCUUAG
Molecule: messenger RNA, 1605 nt
Organism: Colletotrichum acutatum
Lineage: Eukaryota; Fungi; Ascomycota; Sordariomycetes; Glomerellales; Glomerellaceae
Exons: 4
Coding region: 1-1605 (534 amino acids)
Source: RefSeq, a predicted model, not a curated record